This is a messenger RNA of Phragmites australis (common reed), 1181 nucleotides long. RefSeq lists its product as uncharacterized. The record is from RefSeq and is a predicted model, not a curated record. Lineage: Eukaryota; Viridiplantae; Streptophyta; Magnoliopsida; Poales; Poaceae. The transcript has 4 exons. Bases 117 to 914 code for a protein of 265 amino acids.
GGAGAAGAGCAAGCAACCCGCACACAUCGCACGCGCACGCUCGCUCGCUCGCGGUUGCUUCGUCUCGUGGUGCCCGACCGAUUCCGCGUCCGCGCGAGGAUAAGAUCCCAAUCCCCAUGGCGGCGGCGGCGGCGUGGGAGGAGGAGCUCACGGAGGCGGAGCUGGAGGUGGCCGCCAUUCUCUGCGGCCUUAAGCGCAUCCUGCGCGGGCGGGACCGGCGGCGGCGGCGGCGUUUUUGCCGGGAGGCACCGGAGAUUCCCUCGUGGGGCCGGCGCCGGCUGAGGUCGGUGCUGGAGGACAACAAGCCCGCCGUCGCCGCUGCCGCAGUCGCGGAGAGGGGCGACGGGGCCGCCAGCCCCGACACGCCGCUCGCCUUCCCGGAGAGCGGCGGGGACGAUGCGGCGGUGGUGGAGGAGGAUUUCUCCAAGAAGGCCAGGACGCACGCGGAGUGGGUGCAGGAGCAGCACGGCGUGGUCGCGAGCUUGUCCCAGGAGAAGGCGCAUCUCCUCAAGCAGAUCGAGGAGUAUAGAGCUCGGCUGCAGAGCUCGAGGAGCACGAACGAGAGCUUGAAGCAACUGCACAAGGUGAGGGAGAAGCGGGAGCAAGAGCAGGCGCUGAAGCUGCGGAUGAUGGCGCAGCGGCAGGGGACGACGCAGGCGCGCGCCAACCCCCGCCCGGCUCCGGGGCUGGGGCUGGACCUGAACGAGCCGGCGCGUGCGCCGGAGGGGGAGGAGGACGAUGCCGCGGCGAGGGCGAGGGCGGCGGCGGCGGAGGAGUGGUGCCGACAGGGGCAGCUGCGGGCUGCAUUGCAGAAGGCGGCGGUGGCGGCGGUGGCGCGGCGGCGGCGGCUGGAGAUCCUGCGGGCCAAGGUGGCCUCGCCGUUGGUGUCGAGCAGGACGCGGCGCGCGGGGUGAGGAGGAUAAUGAUAGGCGUGCAAGUUUUGAGCGUGGCAGGCUAGUCGAAUCGGACUAGUACUGGUAUCACUUGUUCUAGUAGAGAAUUGUUUUGCGAUGACAAGAUAGCAAGCUAGUAUUCAUAUUCAUAUUCAUAUUCAUGUCUGGAUUGAUGAUGCGAGUGCUCGUCUCAAUCUUGUAAUAUUGUGAGAUUUUGAUCGGUAUAAACUAGUGCUAGUAUCACCACUAUUAAUUAAUUAAUUAAUUGUUUGUGUGUAUGUAUUGCCA